GACGACUUGUCCUCUCGUUCACUCCAGCGAGAAUGCCGCAAAGCAAAGCUCAAUGCAAGAGGCAACGCCGGGGCCCUUUGGAAACGACUCUUGGAACAUGCCACACACGAGCAAGAAACACAUGCCAAAUGAAAGAAGAAAUGCCCGGCGGCAGACUUGAUGUACCCCAUCAGCUGGGAGUUGCCCGUGGAUCCCGUCACUGCUGAGGAUGGAAGAGUUUAUGAGCGUGAAUGCAUUAAACACAUAUGGAGAACCAUCCCAGGGAUCUCAAGUCGCCCAUGACAAACCAAAGGAUAGGUCGAAAGCUGUUGCCAGCUGUCCAGCACCGCAACACCAUUGAGGCAUUGGUGGAGACUGGUGUCAUUGAGGAAGAUCUGGCUGCCAAGUGGAAGGCAAAGAUGAAGGAGCAGAAGGACAUGGAAGAGUUGUUGAACAAGGCAGAAGAGGGAGAUGGAGUUGCCAUGUUCAACGUAGGAAUCAAGUAUGCACAUGGUCUGCAUGGUUUCAAGGAAGAUGGCAAGUUGGCCUUUCAAUGGUUCAAGAGAGCCCACGAAGCUGGCAAUGUGUACGGAACGGCAUGCCUGGGGGAGUGCUAUUUGGAGGGUUGUGGUGUGGCAAGGUCCAACAGAGGGAUGGCGUUCAUAGGCAUUGCAGCAGGCCAAGGAUCUGAUUUGGCAUCAUACUAUUUGGGAAUGGCCUUUGCCACUGGCAAGUACGGUAUGCAUGUCGACAAAGCAAAUGCCAUUCGUUGGUUGGAGAAGGCGGCUCAUCAGGGCUGUCCUUACAAGCAUUUGAACGAUGAUUGCAAGAUUGAAGCUCAGCAGAAGUUGGAUCAGCUCAGAGCCCAUAGUCUUUAGCUGUGGGUGCAAUCACUCUGCCAACCUUGUCCGCAAGCCAUGGUAUUAUUUGGAUGGAGACGAGUCGGGUUCUGUGGCCCCUUUAGUAGUAGACUCAGUAAGCUGCCAAGAAUAGACCUGUCUAUCUAUAACAUAGGG
Molecule: messenger RNA, 995 nt
Organism: Seminavis robusta
Lineage: Eukaryota; Bacillariophyta; Bacillariophyceae; Naviculales; Naviculaceae
Source: the annotation of a GenBank genome assembly